ACUUGGGUCUUCUACAGCCCUGGAGCCUCUUAUUCUAGGAUUCUACAGCUUUUGAUAACUUGCCUCUCCAUCUAACUUAAAAUUUAAAAAAAACAAUUUUGGACCUAUCAGCUAUUUAUUUUAUUUUUGUUUAGAGGUACCACAACGAAUAGGCCCUUCCGACCCUUUGAGCCGCACCACUGACGACCCUGGUUUGACCCUGACCUAGCCAUGGGACAAUUUACAAUGACCAUUUAACCUACCUGGUACGUUUUAGGCUAUGGGAGGAAAUCGGAACAGCCGGGAAAACCCAUUCUUUCCAUGGGGAAGACAUACAGAGACUCCUCACGGAGGACAUCGUAAUUGAACUCUGAACUCUGACACCCCGAGCUGUAAUAACGUUGAACUAGUAGCUGCACUGUGGUGGCCUGCUUCGUGUUCAUGCAUGUCCUUCAAUCCAGAAACAAGGAGGCUGUCUGUAGGUCUGGACAAUGGUACUAUCUCUGAAUUUAUUUUGUCGGAGGAUUACAACAAAAUGACUUCUGUAAAGAGCUACUUAGCUCAUCAGAACAGAGUGACAAUGGUCCUAUUUAUCUUGGAAAUGGAAUGGGUGCUGAGUACAGGACAGGACAAGAGCUUCACAUGGCAUUGUUCCGAGAGUGGCGGGAAGUUAGGUAGCCACAAAACCUCUGCUUCAGCCUCAUGCCUGCAAUUCGACAUUGAAACACGACAUGCUUUUGUGGGGGAUUAUUCGGGUCAGGUGACAAUAUUGAAGCUUGAACAAGACAAUUGUUCUGUAGUUACAACAUUUAAAGGACACAGUGGUAGCAUUACUGCACUUUGUUGGGACCCAGUUCAACGAACACUAUUCUCAGGCAGCUCUGAUCAUUCCAUUAUUAUGUGGGAUAUAGGAGGAAGAAAGGGAACAGCUAUCGAGUUGCAAGGCCACAAUGACAAAGUUCAGUCCCUUUGUUACGCUCUUCAUACUCGACAGCUUAUCUCUUGUGGUGCAGAUGGUGGGAUAGUUGUGUGGAACAUGGAUGUAAAAAGACAAGAGACUCCUGAUUGGUUAGAUAGUGAUUCCUGCCAGAAGUGUGACCAACCUUUCUUCUGGAACUUCAAACAAAUGUGGGACAGUAAGAAAAUUGGUCUGAGACAGCACCACUGCAGAAAGUGUGGGAAAGCUCUGUGUGGGAAGUGUAGCUCCAAACGUUCCUCCAUCCCAUUAAUGGGAUUUGAGUUUGAAGUGCGGGUCUGUGACAGCUGCUGUGAGUCCAUCACAGAUGAGGAACGAGCACCCACAGCAACUUUCCACGACAGCAAGCAUUCUGUGGUCCACAUGGCAUUUGAUGUAACGAGAGGCUGGUUGUUAACUUCAGGAAAUGACCGGAUUAUCAAGCUUUGGGAUAUGACUCCUGUGGUGUCGUGACCUGCUUUCGCUGGUGAUCAGAAAGGAUUCUGUCCAUGAGCUAGUCUACACAUGGAGGAUUAGUCAGCAAUGCUAAAACAGAGUUAUGGCUUCGACAGGGAAUGCACAGGAAUUUAACUUUUUCCAAAGCAGCCUUCCAAAUCCUGAUCAGUAUCUGCUAAAGUUUAAAAGUUGCACAAUGAUUCUGGUAAAUCUUUGUUGUGAGGAUUGAAGUACAAUUUUCAAGAGGGUCUUUUGUACUAUUAGUGUUUGUAUGAUUUUCUGUAAUUUUUUGAUAGACCUAAAUGAUUUUUGUUUUUUUAAAUAUUGUGAUGAUAAGUUUUUGUCUGUUCAUGUUUUUCUGUUGCUUGCCAAUGAGUGAAUAAGUGUCAUGUUUGAGAGAUGCCCGGUUUUGUUUUGGUAAUGUACUUUGCGAUAGUACAUAGUUGUCUGUUUCAUGUCAAGAAAUCAUGGACUGCUAAUACAGAUUUUUCCAAAGCAGCAGAUAAGAAAAACUAACAUUGGGAUUGCAGUGAAGGGAAAGAUAAACCUUAUUGUCUCACAGUUCUCUAUCUAUGUCAACGUGAAAUUGUGUCAAGCAUUCCAUGCUUUCUAGUGAUUUAACCCAUGACUGUAGAAGUGAGGUUUAAGAAAACCCGGUGUUUUCUAGAAGUUGCGAUGUAAAUAAUUAGAAGGUAUAACCACAAACUCUAGGCAUGUUUAAUGCAACCUGUGAUAGUAGGAUGAACAAUAGUAAAAUAAACCAGUGCAAUAGAUACAAGCAAGAUUAACUCGAUCUGCUGUUGAGACGGUGGAGAAGGGAAUUUUGAUACUUAGCUAAAAACCUAUUCUUUUGCUCCAUACUCAUUAUGUGUUUAUGCCAUUGCUGUCCCAUUAUGUUCCUUGAAAUGGCAAGGUGAGAAUUGAAAAGGGGAAUGUGCCUUUCAUUUCUAAUUUAAAGUCUGUUCUUUGAUUUCUGGACUGAUAUGCUUCCAUUACGUCUUUGCAGCCAUUCUUAGACACUGUAGUAUAGUGUAUAUCUUUUGAAUCCUGGUUUGAUCAACGUUGAGUAUUACAAUCUGUUGAUGCAUCCAGUGAUCCAAUUAAACUCUCAUCUAACAAAUUGAAAUGUAAUGGUUGAUUUUGACUCUGUGGGACUAAAGUCUCCAAUCACCAAGUUGUAGAAACAUGGGAAGCUGCUCAGCUGAUUACACUACUUACUGUUUGCUCCACAUUGGAGCGCUCUACUCUAUUCCCAUUCCUCUUCUUGCAACUGUUACUCAGUUCCUGUGCAAUUUGCUGAGGCUAGUUUCACUUUUAAUUAUCCAAUGUUUAUUGUACAUACUCUUGAAAAGACUAAACCACCUAUCUGAUUUUUGCAGCAAAUGAUAAAAUCUGGUGUUUGGGAUGCUGAAUGGCUUGUUGGGGUUAAUGGAUAGUGAUGGUGUUGGGUACAACAAGCCUCAAACUGGAAAAUAAAAGCUAGUCAUUUGCAUGAUUGUCAUUGCUACCCUCAGUUCUUCAAUCCACAGAAUUAUUUUGAAGUGUAAUUAGCAACAGUGAUAGUUAAUUCAGGAAUUUAGACUUGUUACAUUUUAAUGGUGUGUAAAAGGUCACAAGUAUCUCAAGUUGGGCUAAGCUAAUCUCAUUGCAGUUGUUUUUUAUUACUUUUUUUGCCUUCAGAAAACAAAUUAUGUCUAUGCUUUGUCCUCAUAGAUUAUCUACUACAGGUAGUCCCCGAGUUACGAACGUCUGACUUAUGAACUGAGGAAGGAGAACGCUGUCCGCCAUUUUAAGUUGUUGCCGUUGACACUGUUGAGUGUGUAACUUUGUACUCAGCUUAAAUUUUUCUUAGCAACAUUCACCCUGACCCCGCUCGCGCUCUCCCCUUUUCCGGUUGGCUGGUGGCGCAGUGAGAUCGGCGCCGGGCUCAAGAACGGAGGUUCCUGAGUUUGAUCCAGUGACAGACUACUUCUGAGCGCGCUCUCCAUUCGUGCUGGGUCGAUGUCGAGCUUGCAACUUGACCUCGUAAAAAAAACACUGCCUCCUCCAGUUUAAAUUCCCACAUGGAAUAUUGUGGAGGAUGAAAUACCCAAACCCAGCACAGCCCCCACUUGUCCCAUUUAACCUGUCGCAGUGUGGUGGUCCUUAGGACCCAGGAAUUCAGUGAGGUGGUCCAGUGAGGUGGUCCUUAGGACCUGGGAAUUCAGUGCGGUGGUCCUUAGGACCCGGGAAUUCAGUGUGGUGGUCCUUAGGACCCGGGAAUUCAGUGUGGUGGUCCUUAGGACCUGGGAAUUCAGUGUGGUGGUCCUUAGGACCUGGGAAUUCAGUGCGGUGGUCCUUAGGAUCCAGGAAUUCAGUGCGGUGGUCCUUAGGAUCCAGGAAUUCAGUGCGGUUGUCCUUAGGACCCGGGAAUUCAGUGCGGUGGUCCUUAGGAUCUAGGAAUUCAGUGCGGUGGUCCUUAGGACCCAGGAAUUCAGUGCGGUGGUCCUUAGGACCCAGCGGAGCUCAGGAGCCGGCAAAGCUUGGGACCUACCGCCCACAGUGUUUCUGUUCCAUUGACGGGAAGCGAUCACGAUUGAAAAUAAAGUGGAAAUAAUAAAGCAUUUGGAAAGAGGUGAAACGCCAUCGGUUUUUGGAAAAGCAUUAGGCUGCAGUGGGUAAGCAAUGCAGUGGUUUAUUAUUAGAAUACAUACGUUUCUUAAGUGUUUUAUAUGCAUAGAAAGGUAAAAUAUACUAUAUACUAAGACAAACGUUUGACUAACUGACGCUAAAUAAUGCCGGAUGUACUUGUUCCGACUUGCAUACAAAUCCGACUUAAAGACUAAUUCAGGAAUGGAACUCGUUCGUAACCCGGGGACUGCCUGUUACACACAUUUUAACUGAAACUUUUUUUGCCAUAUGCUUACAAUUAGCAUUCAUUCCACCUGUGGUACUUUUGUUUUGCAUCUUAAUAGAAGAAACAAAGAUACUAUGAAGCACAACUUAAAACCUGCAAUGAAUAUUUUAACACAAUGAAGUUCAAAUUUGAUAUAGGAACUGGAGUAAGUUCUUCCAUAUCCUUUGAUUCCCUUGCCUUAGAAAUUUGUUUUUUAAGUCUUGAAAAUUCUGUUGUUCGCUGUGCUUGUUUACUCUUGAGGGGUUGUGGGGUGAUGAGAGGAGAAUUCCAGAUUUGGUUGUGUGGAGGCCUAUGAGGCUUGGCUCAAAUCUAAGGAUCCCAAUUCUUUCUCUAUCUCCCUCCUCCAGAGAAAAUAGCUGUGAACUAUUGAACUUAUUGAAAUUUUAGAUCAUUCCAAUAGCUCCUACAUUCCACUUGUGGGGCUUUUUACACAUAUUCCCUUAACAGCAUGCUAACUUUAUUUAUUUGUGAGUACAAUCAUCCAAUGGUUGUGUUUUGUCUUCCAAGUGGGAAAUAAAUUGCUUCUUUCAGUGCAGCCUAUGUAUCUUUGAGACUCAUAAUUGAUCCAAAGAGCUGAAACUACAGUGAACGUCUGCCCUAUCUUGAUUACUCAACCAAGUGAGGGCUAAGCACCCAGAUAAAGGCACAGCGGUUUGUUCUGAAGUUAACUUAUUUCCAUAUUUCAUAGUGUUCCAGUAUUGGAGAUUUACCAAUCAAAAUAGUUGAGGCACUGUUUGUGCCAGUUCAUUAGGAAAUCUUAAAUCCACUGCUUUCUCCCUUUCUGUUUGUGACAAUUUAAAAAAUCCAUCCACUUUUAAAACUGUUUUUACCACAAAGCAUCCCAUACUCUAAUGUAUACCCCCAUCAACUUAAAUCAACCCAGUUAGUGCUUAGAAAAACUAAGUGAUUUUAAAAUCCAUCAUCAAAUGUUCGAGGAGGCAAAUUAGUAAUACAAUGUCAUUGUUAGCUGUGUACAAUAGGCUAAUGGCUCUGAACUUUGUUCCUGCAGACUGCUAUGUUGCCUAAAAACUUUUCCACUGUAAUUUGUUCCCUCUCCUUACUACCUUUUCACUUGCCCCCCUCCCAAAAAAAAGUGUAGUGCAUGUUUUAAACCUGUCUUUGCUAGCCAAUGGAAAACUGUCCCACUUUUGGUCAACAGUAGUUAAGUUUUACUAAAGCCAAGUGGGUAAAUCGAGAAAGUUAUUGGUUAAGAUAAAAAGGUUGGUGCCAUUUGGUAAUCUUCUGGCUGAUCUUUAACCUCAGUGUUAUAAACCUAUGUUCUUUCAUUGCCCAGCGAUCCAUUGAUUUCUGAGUGACUGAACUCAGUGGUUGAGCCUGCACAGCUCCUUUCCUCAAAAGAAUUUUGAAGAUUGGCUACUUUCUGUGUGAAGAAAUUUCUUUUCACCUUCUAACUGAUUGACCAUCUAUUCUGAGCCUGUGACUCCCAGUUCUAGCCACACCAGUCAAACCAUCAUCCAUGCAUUUUCUCUGUGAAUCCCCAAAAUAAUUUCAUUUGUUUUAAUGAGAUUGUUUUCAUCCAUCUAAAUUCUGAAGAGCAUACACCUUUUGUGCACUCCGUAUAUUUUUCUUGGAAAUCGGAAUGGUACGCAAUUAUUUCAGUAGUCUCACCUGGGCCCUAUAGCAGUUAGUUAUCUUUGCUUGAAUUGAUAAGUUCUUGAUUGGGAAAUGGGUUAAGAGUUACAAGCAGAAGGAAGCUGGGGAUAAAGAAACAUGACUAAAUGGUGAAGCAGCGGUUAUGGGCCAGUAGCCUAAUCCUAUAUUUUAUGGUGGAAACACUCUUGUAAUGGAGGCCACUGUUGUGUUUGCCCUUGUCAUUGGUUGUUCUAUCUCUGAAAAUUUUCCAUUCAAACUGUAAUACAAUAACACUUGUGAAUUUUGAGACAUACUGCUUCAGAUACUGUAUUGUGAAGAUGGAACACAACACUGAAACUCUUAUGGUUUAGUACUGUUAUGGAAGUUGUAUUGUUUGUGUAUGAAUAUUUUCCCAAAAUUUUUGUUUUAACACUUGUCUCUAAUAUUUCUGAGAACUUCGUACAAGUUUGGCUUGACUGGAAGUCUAUCAGCAACAACUGCUGAGACCCAGAAGCCAAUUGGGUUACUUUUGAUAAAGUAACUGAUCCGUUAAUUUCCAGUUAUUAAAUUUUAAGGCUAACUUCUCUAAAUUUAGUUUUAUUAUUAGAAUUGGCCAAGAAUGGUUUCUAAAAGUAUUGUGAGGUUCAGGGUAAGGUCCCUGAGAAGCAAGUCAGAAGUCCCAGGAAACAAUUGAAUGGAAAUGGUAACAGCUAUAUCAAUUAAAUUGCAAAGAAACUUUCAUCAUCUCAUCAAUUUGGUAAUUUGGUAUUUUUGAUAUGGUCUCUAGAUAAUUUUUAUUGGAGCUUGUGACACUUCAAAGUAAUACCCCUUCCCCUCCCACCAGUGGGAGUGCUUCAUUAGAGCUGCCAGAGGUGAUAGCUGGUCAGCCUUGGAUAAAAUUAAUUGUUCCAGGACCUCAAUUAUUUACAGUACUCCUGAAGGAGAUAGUUUCAAAGUGGUUUUUGUUAUGUAGGCAUCGUGCAAUUUUGAGAGUAGUAUUGUGAGUUCACUCUUGAUGGAAUGAGAAACUGUUGAAUUAAGCAAUAUUCUAUAGCAAACAAUUUGAUCGCUACAGAUUCAAUUUUAUUUGCAUUCUUUACCCGAUACUUCAUAACUGUAUCCAGCAAAUUAUAUUUUACUUUGUAGUGUCACUGAGAGCCUACUCUAUUCUUUGCAUUAGAACAGCUCAAUUUUGUAUUCCUCAGCCAAGAGAAUCACAGAUCACUGGAAAUUGACUAGUUCCAAUUUUGUUAGAAUGUGAUCAGUGCCUAUGUUGUUCAGGAAAAAUCAACCAGGCCCCACCGAGAAGAACCAGCAGUUUUGUCUUAUUGACAGCUGCUUUCAAUGGAAUUUAGUCCACUUUGAAGCCACUUAGCAGUCUAAACAUCUUUAAGUACUGUGACUUUAUUUUUAAGUGUGACCAAAUCUUACUGCAAAGUGGUAUUUCCUUCAGGUGGAGGAACGUCACAUCUGUGGGUGAAGUGUAUUGAACAUUGUACCAGUGUGAACUUAAAUGAUGCUGCAACUAAUGCUUCAAAACAAAUUCUGCUCUAAAAUAGGGCGACUCCUCCUGGUAAAAUGCCGAUAAAUCAUUGCAAAGGAAUUUUACUCCCAGGUUGAUUUCAUGAUUAAUGCUUCAUUUCAGUUCAACACUUAUGACUUGUUAAAUAUUUAAAUUGUUACUAUAUUUAUGUAUUGACAAUUCCAAAUAAAACUCUUUUAGAGGUG
Molecule: messenger RNA, 7607 nt
Organism: Hypanus sabinus (Atlantic stingray)
Lineage: Eukaryota; Metazoa; Chordata; Chondrichthyes; Myliobatiformes; Dasyatidae
Gene: wdfy2
Product: WD repeat and FYVE domain containing 2
Exons: 11
Coding region: 425-1408 (327 amino acids)
Molecular function (GO): protein binding; metal ion binding
Source: RefSeq, a predicted model, not a curated record